GGAAGUCAUCCAAGACGGAGAAUAGAAGGAAGUCAUCCAAGACUGAGAGUAGAAGGAAGUCAUCCAAGACUGAGAAUAGAAGGAAGUCAUCCAAGACCGAGAAUAGAAGGAAGUCAUCCAAGACUGAGAUAGAAAGUCAUCCAAGACUGAGAGUAGAAGGAAGUCAUCCAAGACUGAGAUAGGAAGUCAUCCAAGACAGAGUAGAAGGAAGUCAUCCAAGACUGAGAGUAGAAGGAAGUCAUCCAAGACUGAGAUAGGAAGUCAUCCAAGAUGGAGAAUAGAAGGAAGUCAUCCAAGACUGAGAGUAGAAGGAAGUCAUCCAAGACUGAGAGUAGAAGGAAGUCAUCCAAGACUGAGAGUAGAAGGAAGUCAUCCAAGACUGAGAAUAGAAGGAAGUCAUCCAAGACUGAGAGCAGAAGGAAGUCAUCCAAGACUGAGAGUAGAAGGAAGUCAUCCAAGACUGAGAGUAGAAGGAAGUCAUCCAAGACUGAGAGUAGAAGUAAGCCAUCCAAGACUGAGAGUAGAAGGAAGUCAUCCAAGACUGAGAAUAGAAGUAAGUCAUCCAAGACUGAGAAUAAAGGAAGUAAGUCAUCCAAGACUGAGAGUAAAAGGAAGUCAUCCAAGACUGAGAAUAGAAGGAAGUCAUCCAAGACUGAGAGUAGAAGGAAGUCAUCCAAGACUGAGAAUAAAGGAAGUAAGUCAUCCAAGACUGAGAGUAAAAGGAAGUCAUCCAAGACUGAGAGUAGAAGGAAGUCAUCCAAGACUGAGAGUAGAAGGAAGUCAUCCAAGACUGAGAGUAGAAGUAAGCCAUCCAAGACUGAGAGUAGAAGGAAGUCAUCCAAGACUGAGAAUAGAAGGAAGUCAUCCAAGACUGAGAAUAAAAGGAAGUCAUCCAAGACUGAGACUAGAAGGAAGUCAUCCAAGACUGAGACUAGAAGGAAGUCAUCCAAGACUGAGAAUAAUCAUGCAGAAAACUAA
Molecule: messenger RNA, 978 nt
Organism: Pecten maximus
Lineage: Eukaryota; Metazoa; Mollusca; Bivalvia; Pectinida; Pectinidae
Product: micronuclear linker histone polyprotein-like
Exons: 1
Coding region: 271-978 (235 amino acids)
Source: RefSeq, a predicted model, not a curated record